AUGAAAUUCUCUAUCGCCGCACUCGCCCUAGUUGCCUCUGCUCUUGCUCAGGACUACAGUGGCUACAACCACUACGAUGGUGACAACUCUGACGACCUGUACUCUACCCAGUACGUGGACGAGUCCAACUACCAGUGGCCCGACUCAGACUACGUGUACCAGAUGAACGCUCAGCGAGACUCUGACCACCGAAAUCUGGCCAUGCAGACCGACGGACGGCACCUGUACUUUGGAAACAGCAACCGGGACAUCAACGGCACACCUCUCAAGACUGUCAACGUCUUUGUCGACAUUCAGGGUGAUAUUAACAUUGUCCACAACCACAACUCUACUGGCCGACGGCAGAACUACGUUGGUGUUGACGACGGUCGACUGGCACUGUCUGACCGACGAUCCAAUGCCAUUGGCUACCAGCGAUUCAACAACAACAACCGAGUCGCCUGGCAGCAUGACAACGGCAAGCAACAGUUCCUGGCCUGUCCCGUUGACUCUUACGGAAAUGCUUACGACAUUUCGUACGAUCAGCGAUCCAGCGACCACACUUACCAGGUGUUCACCGGUGCUUCCCCUUGUGCCAACCCCAUUUCUGUUAGCCUGAACGGUGACCGACUUAACGGCCGAGCCCAGUACCAGAACUCUCGUCUUCGUGUCCACGGUGAUCAGUGGAACAACCAGCGGGUUGUCAACAACAACGGUCGACUGAUGAUCUCCAAUGACCAGCGAAACGACCCCUUCCUGGCCCAGCUCUCCUACCGGGGUCAGAUGGUCGACCCCAACACCGGUCGAUUCGUCCAGCUCGGAAACCAGGCCUCCAUGCAGUGGACUGACCGAAACCAGGUCGGCCACGGUCUCACUGGCUUCAACGUUAACCACCAGUCUGACAACCGACUGACUUACGAGAACCAGGGCUUCCUUGCUUGUCAGCUCGAUGAUGGCCACUGGGAGCUCCGGCCCGUGGCUGUUGAGGCUGCUGCUGCCGCUUGCUCCAACGCCCGAUACGUCCAGAUCUCCAUGGAUCCUGUCAACUAA
Yarrowia lipolytica CLIB122 is the source of this 1029-nucleotide messenger RNA. RefSeq lists its product as uncharacterized. Lineage: Eukaryota; Fungi; Ascomycota; Dipodascomycetes; Dipodascales. The record is from RefSeq and is a predicted model, not a curated record.